AUGAGUGAUAACUUAAAUGACCAUAUGCGUGAACAUGUGAAGUUUCAAGAUCUAUUUGAGUCUUAUCCUGAUGCUUUUAAUGCUCUUAAGUCACAACAGAUCAUAAGUGUACUUAGCGGAAAUGAAUUAGAAAUUAGCAAGAAAUUUGUGAAUGAAAAUAAAUUUUAUGUUGAGCGCAAAUUCAUUCCUGAAGAUGCAAUUUUUAUUGUUUAUGAGUACGAAUUUGGACAAGAUUAUGUUUAUGAUUAUGACACUUAUAAAGAGCAUGUUGAGAAAAGAACACAAAACAAAACUCUUCAAGAAUUUACUGAUGAACUUUUUAGCAAAAAUCCACAUGAAAUUUUACAAUUCUUUGAUCAAGCCAGAAAAAAUGAUUAUGCCAAAAGCCUUCAUAAGACUCUUGAUCAGGAACUAUUAAAAUUUAUGCACAAAAAUUCCUCAGAAAUGAUUCAACAAGCAGAAAAUGAGAAAAUUCUAAUUUUUCAAGAAAAAAUUAAUUUUGAGGUUAGAAUUUUUGAAGAAUGCUUCAAGUCUGGAAAUUUGGUUCUUAUUUGGAAUGCAUUUGAUGAAAUUGCACCAAAACACAAUGAAUUUGUCCUUAAUGUCCUAAAAUCCAUCUAUAAGACUUCUUUAAAUAUUCAACUAGUUUGCACAAGACCUUUAUAUUCAGAUCAGUUGAGGAAAGCAUUUAAAGUUAGGAUUUGGGAGCUAGUUCCAUUUAAUGAAAAAGAAAAAAGUAAAUUUUUUAGAGAAUUUUUCAUUUUUAAAAAUGUUUUAAGUGAAAAUGUUGAAGGCAUUAUUGAGAAAAUUGGAAAAAUUGUAGCAAAAUUAAACUUUAAUCAAAAUUCCUUUGUAUACAAUUUUGAAACUCCUUUAAUGUUGCGACUAAUAGCUGAAAUCUAUGAAGAUGAAAAAUUAUUUGAAUCUGCAAAUAUCUACGGAAUUUUUAAAGCAUUCGUGGAAAACAAAAUUGAAAUUUGGUUAGAAAAAAUUAGAGGAUCAUUUAGCGUAGCCAAAAAGUUGCUUUUUAAUGGUGAUUUAAAAAUAAUUUUACAAAAAUUUGCAUUGAAAAAUGAGUAUACAUUAUAUUCGACUACAACAUUAGGAUUAAAAAUGAGAAAAUUGCAAAUAAUGCAGAUAGAAAAUCCAAAAGAUAUUCCAAUUGAGGAAAUCUCGCGAAUGGGAAUUUUAUUUAUUAACGGAAAAAAUAAUUUUGAAUUUUCUCACAAAACUUUUUCGGAAUUUCUCGUUGCUCAAUUUUUCAUUGAAAACAUUUUUGAAUUUGACAGAUUUAUGGACAAUGAUGAAGCUGAAUUAAGACUCGAAAUGUUUUUCUACUUAACACAUCAGUAUGGAGACGCUCAGCAAAUAAUUACGGACUUCAUGACCUCAUACCUUAAAAUGAAACAACAAAAAACUAAAAAUUUCUAUUCAAAAAUUUCAAAACUGUUAAGAACAAAAUUUAAGAAUUUUUUCGUUCGAAUGCUUGACACAAACUUCCCAAAAGUUUUUGAAUUUCUAUUCGAAUUUUUUAAGCCUGAUCAUGACUUGCUUGUUGACUUGCUUCAUGUCGAUGAAAAUGAAACUUUUUACACAGCUAUAUUUAAUCCAAAUCACUUUGCACUGUUCACAGAUCCUAAAGAUAUCAAAAUUUUGGCUCAAAAUUGCUUGAAUGAAACGGAAUCCCAAAAAUUUUUGGCUGGAAAAAAUCAAAAAGGAAAAAUUUUAUUUGGAAUUCAUUUUUAUGGCUUGCUGAAUAUCACAAAAGUACAUGAUGCUUACAGUCCAGAACUUGCGGCACUAAAUUGCACUUCAUUUUGGGAUUUUUUUACAAAAAUCAAAGAAAUUUUGACAAUUGAAGAACAGAAAGAACUUUUCAUAGCUGCAUUAAGUCCAAAAAUUUAUAUAUUUUUUGACAGUAUAUUUAGCACUGCUGACUUUUCCGAAUAUGAAAAGCUUUGGACAAAUUUUGAAAAUUUACUGUCUCAAAAAGAAAUGCAAGUUGCACUUGGAGAUGCUCUUGUGCUUUAUUUUGAAAUUUUCCCAAAUAAAAAUGCAGGCCACGAAAAAUUCAUAAAAUUAUUUCUUAAAAAAGCUGAAAAGUUUUUGUCCAAUUCACAAAUUUCUGAUAUGAUUUUGGAAAAAAAUAUUUUACAUGAAGCUCAUUGGGAUCCAGCAAGUUUUAAAAGUUUAUGGAGUUUCCUCAAUAAUCACACUAGUGAGGAACAACGAAAAGACAUUUUACUGCAGGAUGAUUUGGAUGAUAAAAAUUUCUUUUUUUAUUCUUCUUAUAAUGAAUUUAAGGAAAGCUUUUCUAACAAAAUUUAUCCAUACUUUUAUUUUGACUUUACACCAUUUAAAAUUUAUCACCGUGUUUUAGCAACUCCAGAUGCACCAAUUUUUGAUUUCACAGAAGAAAUUUAUCAAAAUCAUUUUAACACAACAGAAAUUCAAAAAAUAUUUUUUAACACAAAUGACUUCCUUUAUUAUGUAAUUGGUAGGGCAGAAAAAGAACUAUUCCAGAAAUUUGCGGUAUUUUUGCAAAACCUUUUUAAAGGAAAUGAAAGAAUGUUGAAAGAAUUUUUGGGAAGAAAAAUUGAACCAACAAGAUUGUCAGUUUUUGAACUGGUUGAAGAUUAUCGAGGUCUUUCAAACCUUAGGCCUGAAUAUUUUAUAAAUCUUAAAAUAAUAUCUGAUUUAUAUGAUCAAAUUUAA
This is a messenger RNA of Chironomus riparius, 2715 nucleotides long. The record is from the annotation of a GenBank genome assembly. NCBI's taxonomy places the organism in Eukaryota, Metazoa, Arthropoda, Insecta, Diptera, Chironomidae.